AUGAAAUCAGAAUUAAAUGAAAUGAUCAAUUCAUUGAUUACAAUUAAAUCUUUAAAGAAUUUAAAAAUAUCAUCAGUAAAUUUUAAACAUUAUCCAUUUGAUUUUGGAACAUAUGCUCGUUAUUAUGAUUAUUUUAAAGAUGAUGAUGAUCUUUUAAUUUUUGCAAAUAAAUUAAAAGAAAUUAUAGAAUCAUAUUCAAACUGUUUCAAACCAUUAUUUUCAGAAUUAAAUACAUCAAUUGAAAGAAUUAAAUUUGAUUGUAUGGGUUUAUUAAAUAUUAAUACAUUUUCAAAUUUAUUAAAUAAUAAAUCAAUUAAAUAUUUAUAUUUAUAUGGUGAGAGUGAUUUUAUUGUUUACUCAACAAAAAAAAUUAAGGGUAGUGUUGAAUUACAUAAAGAACAUAUUUCAAUUAAUCAAUAUUUAUUUGUUAAUAUAUUUUCAUCACCAUUAACAUCAAUUAGACAAUAUAAAAUUAAUUUCAAAUAUUCGAACGAAUUAAAAUUCAUAUUUAAUUUAAUAUUUAAUAAUAUUUUUAAAUUACAAUUAUACUCAUUAAUAUUUGAAUUUGAUGCAUUCAGUUUAUUAGGUGAAUUUGAAAAAGAAUUUAAAAAUUUAAUAAAUAAUAUUUCAACACAACAACAACAACAAAAAUUAAAUAAUAUGAAUUUAAAAGAAAAUAAAAUUAAAAUUAAAAUUAAAAAAAGAGAUAGAAAUAAUUAUGAUGAACAUAUCCAAGAAAUAAAUAAUUUUAAUAAUCCAUAUUUCACAACAGUAAUAAAGAGAAAAAAAUAA
Molecule: messenger RNA, 792 nt
Organism: Dictyostelium discoideum AX4
Lineage: Eukaryota; Evosea; Eumycetozoa; Dictyosteliales; Dictyosteliaceae
Exons: 1
Coding region: 1-792 (263 amino acids)
Source: RefSeq, a predicted model, not a curated record